UGACAUAAUAUAACUAUUUUAAUUUUCUCUUACCAAAAAUUUCUUCGUAUACAUAUGCCAAUCUUAUAGAUGUAUGUAUAUGUUCCUUGAUUCAUGCGAAUGCUAUUAAGUUUUUCAAGGUGAUUUAUAAAAGUUAAAAAUAAGUGCAUAAUUCAAAAAAAUGUCAACUAUGGAUGAUGUUCUUGAAAGUUGGGAAGAAAUUGAAGAAUCAGAGUUUUAGGUGCUCAACAAAAGAUUGGAUGCUCUUCAGUUAAAUGCAGUAGAAGCAUUAGAGGAAAUAGAAUCUUCUAGUUUCAGAGAAUCAAUCACAAUCUUACAAACAGUAAAGAAUGUUUGUGAAAUGUAUGGAGAAUGUCUUAUUAAGAUUUGAAAAUAAUAAAAUUUUUUCAAAAAUAUCGAUCAAGAGAUUUUGAUAUAUGGACCACCAUACUCUGAGAGACCAAAAAAGAAUGAUUUGUCGCUUCAAAACCAGUCACAAUUCGAGUACCAGAAUGAUAAUGUUAGGGGAAGAUGGUAUGAGAUCUCAAUAUGUACCUCCAAAACCGACGGUAAAAAUUUUGAAAAGACCUUCGAGAGAUUCACAAGGUAGUGGUGAUGGACCAUUAGUGAAUGGAGAUAAGCCAAAACAUCCUAUUAAAUCUUUGAAACAGAGGGAACAAGAAUAUGCGGAAGCGAGAAAAAGAAUUUUAGGUGAAGAAAAAAGUCCUGAGGAAAAGUUAAUGCAAGAAAUAAAUAAAAUUCAACCGAAAUCGACGACUCCGAGUAGUAGUGGAUUACCAAGUAACAUUCUUCGUAUGCCUAUUGGACCGGAUGGAACACGGGGAUUUAAUGUACGCAGGUAGCGCGUCUUCCAGGGAUCAACUCUUUCCACCCAUCCUUUUCCUCCUCUUCCUUCUUCUUAACACAGGGAAGAGAGGCAGCUAUGAGGCUGAUGGCAGAAAACAAGAAUAAUAUUUCUGACCAAAUAUAAGCAUAGUGCUCCUACUAUUUUGAAUGGAGCCUAAUAUAAACUAUGCUGCGGAACAUUGCUAAACAGACACGAUAAUAUAAAAA
Molecule: messenger RNA, 1053 nt
Organism: Apis dorsata (giant honeybee)
Lineage: Eukaryota; Metazoa; Arthropoda; Insecta; Hymenoptera; Apidae
Product: SUZ domain-containing protein 1
Exons: 5
Coding region: 417-842 (141 amino acids)
Source: RefSeq, a predicted model, not a curated record